Molecule: messenger RNA, 819 nt
Organism: Ceutorhynchus assimilis (cabbage seed weevil)
Lineage: Eukaryota; Metazoa; Arthropoda; Insecta; Coleoptera; Curculionidae
Source: the annotation of a GenBank genome assembly
AUGAACAAAGAGUGGGCCAAUCCUCCACCUCCGGGAACCGAAUACGAUGAUUCUACUAAAAGCAGUGCAUCUACUGAAAUAGUUCCAGAAAAAUCAAAAGUCCGUUCCAGGAGCAGGAGCCGCAGCCGACAUAAACGUCGCAAUCGUCCUUCUAGAUGGUCAAGAAGUCGGUCUAGAGAGUAUAAAAGGCGUUCAAGGUCUAGAUCUAGAAGGAGGCGCAGAAGGUAUUCUUCGUCCAGUUCUACCUCUUCAAGUGUUGAUUAUCACAGACAUAGAAACGAUAAGUAUAAAAAGCGCGGGAGGUAUUCUAGAUCAAAAUCAAGAGAUAGAAGAACUCAUUAUAGGCGUAGAUCCAGAAGUCGUUCUAGAUCUCCAUCUAGAUCACAUCUGAAAGAUAAAAGAAGAUCUAAAUCUAAACAUGCUGAUAGUAGAAGAAAUAGUGUCACAGAAAGAGAACGUGGUGAUAUUAUUAAGGAAGAAGAUAUGAAAAUCGAUGAAGACGUUGAAGAAGAUGAAGAAGAGAACCCUAUUCCAUUCAAAAACGACGGUUCAUUUUUGGAAAUGUUCAAAAAAAUGCAAGAGGAAAAGGCCAAAGAGGAACCUCCACCUGAGGUGGAGGUUAAAAAACCCGUUUUACCAAUGUUCGGUAAACGUAGAGGGGGCAAAGUUCUCAAGACAGGCAUAGUGGCUAAAUUGAAAAAUCCAGAAAAUGAAGAAGCUACUAAUUCAGAUGCCUGGGCUAUGUAUAUGAGAGAAGUCAGACGGUACAAGGAGGAACAUUGUGAUGACGAUUCCAAAACUAGACCGUUGGUCAAGUGA